Molecule: messenger RNA, 912 nt
Organism: Orbilia oligospora ATCC 24927
Lineage: Eukaryota; Fungi; Ascomycota; Orbiliomycetes; Orbiliales; Orbiliaceae
Exons: 1
Coding region: 1-912 (303 amino acids)
Source: RefSeq, a predicted model, not a curated record
AUGCUUCGUAAGGUUACCGUUCUCACUGCGUCUUUGGGCGCUAUUUCAGGCGUGACUGCCAUCCCUCUUGCUGCCCCCGAACCCGCCCCGAAGGCUGAGGCAGUUGCGGCAGACUACGGGUAUCAAGCUCCUCCUCCACCAACUCACUGGGUGCCAAAGGCAUACCAACCCUCGGGGCACCCAAAGGAAUACAAACCAUACCAGGUUGGUAAACACAAGCCGGAGCACAAGAAGGAACGAGGCCAUAAGGAGGAGCGCGGACGCUCCCGCUCCAAGUCUCGGUCUCAGUCUCGGUCUCGAUCCCGCUCGCACUCGCACUCACGCUCCCGCUCCCCGCACCACUAUGCACCGGCGCCAAAGGGAUACAAAUCAUACCAAAUCAAAAAGCGCGGUCCGGAGCCAAAUCCAGAGCCUGGGCAUAAGGAGCACCGUGGACGUGGGCGCUCCCGCUCUAAAUCACGAUCACGAUCACGAUCACACUCCCGCUCCAAAUCACACUCACGAUCACGAUCCCGCUCGCACUCACGCCCCCGCCCCCCACACCACUAUGCACCGGCGCCAAAGGGAUAUAAAUCAUACCUAGUGAAGAAGCGCGGUCCGGAACCAAAUCCAGCACCAGGGUAUAAGGAAAACCGUGGACGCUCCCGAUCGCGCUCCAAAUCGCGCUCCCGAUCCCGCUCCCGAUCCAAGUCGCACUCUCGAUCGCGUUCCCGAUCCCCACACCAGCACGCAUUGGCACCGAAGGGAUACAAAUCAUACCAAGUCAAAGGCCACAAAAGCGAGCCAAAGCCAAAGCCAGAGAAGAAGAAACAUCGCGGACACUCCCGCUCCCGCUCCCGCUCCCGUUCCCGCUCACAUUCUCGCCCACGCCACCCAUCGCCCUCCCCAAAAGGAUACGGAUCUUACUACUAG